AUGUACCUUUGAGAACUUUGUGUGCAUGCUGAAUACCUCAGUGAUGCUUAUCGUUUUGUUGCGGUGGAAGCUUCCAUCUUACUUCCAUAAUGGAUUCAUUGAAUGACUUGACAUGCAAAUUGUUGUUGCCAUCCUUCAUGCAUUCCUUAAUGAUAUGAAGACACCUGGUAGUUGCCACCAACCACAAUCAUGGCGGCCAAGAAGACGACUCCACUUCUGAGCCGCCUCAGAGGGGCGAUUCACAAGGUACGCUUCCUGCUCUCCUUCGACGCCACCAAAUGGAUCGCUAUCUCCUCCUUCAAGAGAUCGUCGCCGGUGCCUCUUCGCCCGCUGACCUUCACCGCCCGGCCCAGCUUGCUCGGCUGCACCGACGACUACUACGACGCCCGCUCCUCGUUCGCGCUCUCGAGGACGAUGAGCCCGUGCUCUCCUGCGUUGACGACGCCUAGCCCGGUCCCGGAGAUCUCGAGAUCGACCAGUGAUGCGUCUUCCGGGGAUGACAUCGACCAGAGGGCGGAGCGGUUCAUAGAGAACUUCUACCGCCAGCUGCGCAUGGAGCGGCAGGUCUCUCUUGAGCUGAGCUACCGCAGAGAGAAGAGCUUGGAGAGGUCGCCUGGAACAGUACAGUAAGCUGUGCUUGAUUGAUUACUGCAUUGAAGCUAAAAAGAGGUUCUUUACGAUAGAAAUAAGAUUUCCCUAGCUAUACUAGGAAAUCUGGAAAAUCCUCUUCAAUAAAGCUUCUACGAUAAUUAUUUUUAUCUUCUAUUAUUUUCUUAAUUUUCAUCCUUUCGAUUUGUUCUCCAUAAUUCUCCCACGAAACUUUUGAUGCAUUACAUUACAAUUCAGACACAAAGAAUACAACAAUCUUAAUUUUCUGGUUUUAAUUCCAGAUGAGAUUUUGUGGUUCU
This is a messenger RNA of Musa acuminata AAA Group (dessert banana), 908 nucleotides long. RefSeq lists its product as uncharacterized. Bases 190 to 630 code for a protein of 146 amino acids. The transcript has a single exon. The record is from RefSeq and is a predicted model, not a curated record. Lineage: Eukaryota; Viridiplantae; Streptophyta; Magnoliopsida; Zingiberales; Musaceae.